This is a messenger RNA of Lactuca sativa (garden lettuce), 829 nucleotides long. Its product is annotated as early nodulin-like protein 17. Lineage: Eukaryota; Viridiplantae; Streptophyta; Magnoliopsida; Asterales; Asteraceae. The record is from RefSeq and is a predicted model, not a curated record. Gene Ontology annotation, molecular function: electron transfer activity. Gene Ontology annotation, cellular component: plasma membrane.
UCUAUUGGGUGACGCUCCUAUUCGUGUUAUAUAGUGCAACGGAUAUCUUUACUCGACAUUUCUAGAAAAACCCUCGAAAUUCGCCACCCGAUUAAUUUCUCAACUCCAAUGGGGCGGAGCAGCAGCAACGGUAGAUGGGCGACGGCGGUGGCUUUGGCCUUCUGCGCCACAUUGCUGGUGAUGUUACCGGAAGUUUCCGCCAAGCGAUUCAUCGUCGGAGGCAACAUGGGCUGGACUUCCAACGUUAACUACACUCUGUGGGCUGGAAACCAAACGUUCUACCUCGGCGAUUGGCUCUAUUUCGUAUACGACAGGAACCAAAACGACAUACUUGAAGUGAACAAGACGAACUAUGAGACGUGCAACGCCGAGCACCCUGUUCACAAUUACACCACCGGCGCCGGAAGAGACGUGGUGGCACUCAACGUCACCCACGACCGCUACUUCAUGAGCAGCAAAGGCUCCUGCUACGGCGGCAUGAAACUUCACGUACAUCUCACCGCCUUACCACCACCGCCACGCGCCGCCGCUGCAAAAAGCGAUUCUUCAAGAUUCACCGCCCUCAGAAGCCAGCUGGUCAUCCCCGCCGCCUUUGCCAUCGCCGCCAUAUGGGAUUCCCUUGUCUUCUAAAUCUGAUCCAGAAGCCAAUUUAGGUAAGUUUUGGGUUUUUUAUUUAUUUUUUUUUAAAUUAAGAAAAUUGGGUGUUUGAAUUUUGUUUUAUGGUUCAUCAUCGAAGUUUGAAAAUUUGUUUAUGGGGUUUUGAUUGUGUUGGGUUGAUUGGAUGUAAUUGAAUAUUGAUUUUUUUAAUGGGAUUAUUAAUUUAUUAUAA